Molecule: messenger RNA, 1102 nt
Organism: Medicago truncatula (barrel medic)
Lineage: Eukaryota; Viridiplantae; Streptophyta; Magnoliopsida; Fabales; Fabaceae
Product: cysteine-rich repeat secretory protein 55
Exons: 1
Coding region: 77-850 (257 amino acids)
Source: RefSeq, a predicted model, not a curated record
CAUUCCACUAUCACCCACAUUCAUUUUCCUUCAUAAAAAGCACUAACAUUAUGAAAUUUCACAAGGAAAACCAAACAUGUAUCUAUUAUACAAAAUUGUUUUCUUAUUAAUUCUAAGCACUUCAAGUGCAAAAUCAGAAGACCCUUUAGGGGAAUUUUGCAAUAAAAACACAAACAUUAGCACUGGAGGAAAAUUAUCAACUAAUAUUGAUAAACUAUUGUCUCAAUUAGCCCUUCAAACUCCUUCAACUUUCUUUGUUGCUACAACAUAUGGUAAUAGCAAAGAAAAAGUUUAUGGCUUAGCUCAAUGUAGAGGAGAUAUUAAUACACAAGAUUGCUCCAAUUGUAUUCAAGAUGCGACAAAACAAAUCCGACAACGUUGUCCGAACCAAGCCGACGCAAGAAUUUGGUAUGAUUAUUGUUUUAUAAGGUAUAGUAACAAGAGUUUCAUUGGUGAAGUUGAUACAUCUUUUGGUAUAUUUUAUUUCAAUGUUGAAAAUGUAACUGAUUCUGAAGUUUUUAACAAGAAACUUGGAAAUUUAAUGGAUCAAAUAAGAGGAGAAGCUGUUAUGGUUAAAAAUAAAGGGCUUGGAAAGGGAAAAACUGUGUUGUCACCAUUUGUGACACUUUAUGGAUUGGUUCAAUGUACUAGGGACCUUGAUGAGAUUUCUUGUGCUCAAUGUUUGGCUAUUGCAGUGAACAAUUUUCAAACUUUUUGUAGCAAUCGUAAAGGUUGUAGAGUGUUGUAUAGUUCUUGUUAUGUUAGAUAUGAACUAUACCCUUUUUUCUUCCCUCUUGAUUCAACCAAAACAAGACCUUCUAAAAUAGGAAAGGUUAUUGUUUAUCCUUAAAAAUAUGCCUAAAUGUUCUGUCAUACUAAAAAUAUAUAGCAUUCUAGAACAUGGAAUUUGUCUGUAUUUGAAAAGAAGACUUUGUGUCAUAAAAAAUAAGCGGGGAAAAAGGAAGUUGAAGAAGAAUAAGAUGAAUUUGAAGAAGAAUAAGACUUUGUAUGUAUUACUCAAACUAUGCAGGGAUCAAAAGCUUGAUCUAUGUCUGAUGUAUGUUAUUUAUAUCAAAUUAUGCUUGUUAAGCUUGUUAUGUUU